Molecule: messenger RNA, 2842 nt
Organism: Ailuropoda melanoleuca (giant panda)
Lineage: Eukaryota; Metazoa; Chordata; Mammalia; Carnivora; Ursidae
Gene: LSG1
Product: large 60S subunit nuclear export GTPase 1
Exons: 14
Coding region: 16-2040 (674 amino acids)
Biological process (GO): ribosomal subunit export from nucleus
Cellular component (GO): cytosol
Molecular function (GO): GTPase activity; GTP binding
Source: RefSeq, a predicted model, not a curated record
CUUGAAUACCGGAAAAUGCGUGUGCCGUGCCGGGAGGUUUCGUGCGAGGGCUGUGCUGCGAUGGGCCGCCGGAGAGCGCCAGGUCCCGAGACCCUCGGCCGGACUCUUAUCCGCCAGAAGACUCAGCGGAGCCGUAACCAUCGUCACAGCGACUCCUGGUUGCACACAAGUGAGCUCAAUGAUGGCUAUGAUUGGGGUCGUCUUAAUCUUCAGUCAGUGACCGAACAGAGCUCCCUCGAUGACUUCCUUGCAACUGCAGAACUUGCAGGAACAGAGUUCGUAGCUGAGAAGCUUAAUCUCAAGUUUGUGCUUCCUGAGGCUAGAACUGGACUGCUGUCUUUUGAGGAGAGCCAGAGAAUUAAGAAACUCCAGGAAGAAAACAAACAGUUCUUGAGUGUACCACGGAGACCAAAGUGGGACAAAAACACUAGUCCAGAAGAACUCAAACAGGCAGAGAAAGAUAACUUUCUAGAAUGGAGACGUCAGCUUGUCCGGCUAGAAGAGGAACAAAAAUUGCUGUUAACUCCAUUUGAAAGAAAUUUGGACUUUUGGCGCCAGCUCUGGAGGGUGAUUGAGAGAAGUGAUAUUGUGGUCCAGAUAGUAGAUGCUCGAAACCCACUCCUGUUUAGAUGUGAGGAUUUGGAAUGUUAUGUGAAAGAAAUAGAUGAUAAUAAGGAAAACGUCAUUCUGAUAAAUAAGGCAGAUUUGUUGACUGCUGAGCAGCGGAGUGCCUGGGCCACGUACUUUGAAAAAGAAAAUGUGAAGAUUAUCUUCUGGUCAGCUUUGGCUGAAGCUAUUCAGCUGAUUGGUGACACUAAGGAACGGGGGAACGGAGAUGCUGGAGAAGCCAGCGCAGCCGAGUCUGAAAAGUCCAGCUGUGGUGAGGCUGCGGUCCCGUUCAGUGAGCCCGGAAGGCUCCCGGAUGGCAGCUCCCUCGCGCUUAGUGACGUUGCCUCUCGCGACGAAGACUCCAGUGAGUACGAGGACUGCCCGGAGGAGGAGGAGGAAGUUUGGCAGACAUGUUCGGAAGAAGACAGCAACCCUGGCGAAGAGGCGUGUGGCCCGGACUGGCCAGGAAGCUGCACUGCGGAUUCUGAGGCUCAGGGAUGUGAUGUGGUGCCGAAGGAGUGCACACACAAUGUUAGCCACCUGGUAUCGAGGCGGGAAUUGUUGGAGAUCUUAAAGCAGCUGCACACAGGGAAGAAGGUGAAAGACGGACAACUUACAGUUGGACUGGUGGGCUACCCGAAUGUUGGUAAGAGUUCCACAAUCAACACCAUCAUGGGCGACAAGAAGGUGUCUGUGUCUGCCACACCUGGCCACACCAAGCAUUUCCAGACCCUCUAUGUGGAACCUGGCCUCUGCUUAUGUGACUGCCCCGGCCUGGUGAUGCCAUCCUUCGUCUCUACCAAGGCAGAGAUGACUUGCAAUGGAAUCCUCCCAAUUGACCAAAUGAGAGACCACGUCCCCCCUGUGUCACUAGUUUGCCAGAAUAUUCCGAGACAUGUCUUAGAAAGUACAUAUGGCAUUACUAUCAUAAAGCCUAGAGAGGAUGAAGAUCCCCAUCGACCCCCAACAUCAGAAGAACUGUUGACAGCAUAUGGAUACAUGCGAGGAUUCAUGACGGCGCAUGGGCAGCCAGACCAGCCUCGGUCUGCUCGCUACAUCCUGAAGGACUACGUCAGCGGUAAACUUCUCUACUGUCAUCCUCCUCCUGGAAGAGACCCUGUGAUCUUUCAGCAUCAACACCAGCGACUUCUAGAGAACAAAACAAAUGGUGGCGAACUAAAAAUACAUCUGGGCAGAAAUAAAAAAGCAACACAGAUUGAAAAUAUAGUUGAUAAAGCUUUUUUCCAUCAAGAAAAUGUGAGAGCUUUGACCAAAGGAGUCCAGGCCGUGAUGGGUUACAAGCCUGGGAGUGGCCUGGUGAACGCAGCUGCUGUGAGCUCUGAGAACAGGGCUGGGAAGGCCUGGAAAAAACACGGCAACAGAAAUAAAAAAGAGAAAAGUCGUAGACUCUACAAGCACCUGGAUACAUGAACUUGGGCGGCAACAGAAAUGGCAUCUGCAUUGUGCAUCUGGAAUAGAACAGGAGCUGCUCUGGCCUGUGAUGCCGUGGAACAGACCCUGCUCUCGUGGCACGCAGCCCUGCCAAACAGUCCAUUGAGACAGAGGGGCUCCUUGGAGUACCGGCUCUAACACGGUCACCUUGGAGCCCCAGAAACCUUGUCCUGUAGAAGGCUGAACUUAAGAUGAGGGAACAAAUGAUUGUGUGUGUGAACAAAUACACAGAUGCAUACUAAUUUGUAAGUUGGGGUUUUUUUUGAAAAGGUACUAAAAUUAAAUUGCCACUGACAGAUGUUUUAUUGGUGUAUGUGGAUACACUGCCAUUUGGACAUUUCACGUUCUUUAAACGGUCUCAGUUUGCCCAGACAUGACUGGGAUUUUGGAUGGCUUCUUUGCAGAACAGUAUUUUGGUUAAUGAUUCUCAACCUCACACAUACGCAGUACAGCCCUGGCAGGGCAGAAGGCACAUCAGAUCUUGGAAUGGGGGGCUGGUGUGCGUAGUUUUCAAAAGCUUCUGGAGAGUACGACCUACUAUGGGAAAUCACCAUCAGCAUGAGCCCCCACUACGGAAGGAAGCGUGCGGUUUUCUGUGCUAACGACAGGGGUGAGAAAACGAGGAGAUAAUCAGCUAGUUUUUGUUUUAGGCACAGGGAUCCCUGAUCUCCUUGGUACUUAACAACCAUCAAGAAUGACAAGGGUUGCAUUUUAUAGUUUACCUUUCACAGUGCCAUUGUUUGUAAUAAAUACACGAUGGCUGUUUUAGCCUCUCACUUUA